This is a messenger RNA of Pararge aegeria (speckled wood butterfly), 1131 nucleotides long. Its product is annotated as U4/U6.U5 small nuclear ribonucleoprotein 27 kDa protein-like. Gene Ontology annotation, cellular component: precatalytic spliceosome. The coding region runs from base 80 to 529 and encodes 149 amino acids. The transcript has 2 exons. The record is from RefSeq and is a predicted model, not a curated record. NCBI's taxonomy places the organism in Eukaryota, Metazoa, Arthropoda, Insecta, Lepidoptera, Nymphalidae. Gene Ontology annotation, biological process: RNA splicing.
UCGUUUAGGUUGUGUGUUACCGUUUUAUUUUUUUUGUUUUUACAAAUUUACACGCCUGUUGACUCGACGUUGAGUUAAAAUGGGUCGCUCGCCGAGCCCCAGGCGGCGUGACGACAGGCGAGACCGUCGGGACCGCGAUCGAGAUAGAGGCGAAAGGCGGAGGCAGAGGACCCGGUCACGCUCGCGAUCUCUUGACCGCCGAAGACGGUCCCCGGAGCGUCGAAGAUCCCCGUCGCCAAGAAGACGACGAUCUCGCUCCAUAUCUCCUACGCCAACAUCGUCCUUCGUGCCGAAACCUAAGAAGAACUUCGGCGAGCGACCAAUUGUAACCCCGGCCGAUUUGGAGGGAAAAACCCCCGAGGAGCAGGAAAUGCUUAAAGUCAUGGGUUUCUGCGGCUUCGACACAACUAAAGGUAAGAAAAUCGACGGUAACGUCGAAGGUGACGUGCACGUUGUUUUAAAAAGAAAAUACAGGCAGUACAUGAACAGGAAAGGCGGGUUUAACAGGCCGUUGGAUUUUGUAGCGUAACUGUAAUGCACAACCUAUUUAUGCGACGCUGGAUAGACCUGCAGGGUCGUUGUGAUACUAGUUGUUUAAAGCUUGUUACGUGAACCCAUUGUUACCUCACAAGAGUAUAGUUUAAAUGUUACAUUUCUUAAUGUAAUUAUUGUUUCAUACAUCAACGCAAACUGUUUUGGUCAAUAUUUUAGUCAUAGACUUAUUUUGAUAUAAUGGAAGUAACAGAAGAACUGUGCUAAAAGUACUUGGGAUGGACCAAUCUGUGUUCUUUCUUUCUGCAAUUCUACAGCAGUAAUCCAUUUUGACAUGAUAUUAAGCAUUCAUAUGUAAAGAAAAAUAAUAAAAAUUGAUAAUACCUCCAAGUGUAGGUAAAAACACUAAUAAAAAUAAUAAAAUCAUAUGUAAAGAGUGUAAAAUUUUGCAUAUUUUAAAAACUGAACUAGUAUAAAAAGAGUAAUUCCAAUUUCAAUCAAUAAUAAAGGUUCUCAUUUGUCUGUGAUUAAAACAUUGAUCUUAGCUUUUGCUUGUCUCACAGCUUUCUCUGCCACCCACUGAUUAAAAUCCAGUUAAGUAUACAAUGAUCUAAACUCAUAGAAAUGGUCAAGAGACAA